UAGUCUGGCAACCACUUCCCUGCAAUGGCCGCAAAGAGGAAGCAUGCGGCGAUCUCUGAUGAAGAUGAUUUACCGAAAACCGCUGUUCCUGCACACAUUAAAAGCCAGGAAAAAAGGCUGAUCAUUAUUUUGGAGAAGGCUAAUUUAGAAACCGUCAAGGUUGGAAAGAAUUUUGAACUGCUCAACUGCGACGACCACAUUCAAAUAAUGAGGAAACAUAAGAAGGACCCAGCCUUUUGCAGGCCUGACAUAACGCACCAGUGCCUUCUAAUGCUGUUCGACAGCCCACUGAACAGGGCUGGGCUCUUACAAGUUUACAUCCACACAGAAAAGAAUGCGCUUAUCGAAAUAAACCCACAGACGAGGAUACCUAGGACAUUUAAAAGGUUCUCCGGGCUCAUGGUUCAACUCUUACACAAGAUGUGCAUCAGGGCUGGAUCGGGGUCAGUAAAACUAAUGAAGGUCAUCAAGAACCCGGUGACUGACUGGUUGCCAGUAGGGUGCCGGAAACUCGGGACCUCCUUCCACUGCAGCAAGCUCGUUCACCCCAGGGAACUAGUGCCGAAAGCAGAGGAGCCAGUUGCUAUCGUCAUUGGUGCUAUGGCACACGGAGCGGUCGAGGUCGAUUACACCGAAGAAUCGUUCUCGAUCAGCGAAUAUCCACUCUCGGCAGCCCUGACCUGCUCAAAGAUUUGUUCGUCAUUCGAAGAGGCCUGGGGGAUCCACUGAGCCGCUCGUGCUGCCCCGUACCGUCGAGUCACUUCAUAUGUUAUAUAUCACAUCAUGCUGAUCAGGAUAUUAAAACAUGCGUUGAGUGAGU
This is a messenger RNA of Ornithodoros turicata, 820 nucleotides long. Its product is annotated as ribosomal RNA small subunit methyltransferase NEP1-like. The transcript has 6 exons. NCBI's taxonomy places the organism in Eukaryota, Metazoa, Arthropoda, Arachnida, Ixodida, Argasidae. Gene Ontology annotation, cellular component: nucleolus; small-subunit processome. Gene Ontology annotation, molecular function: rRNA binding; rRNA (pseudouridine) methyltransferase activity. The coding region runs from base 25 to 729 and encodes 234 amino acids. The record is from RefSeq and is a predicted model, not a curated record. Gene Ontology annotation, biological process: rRNA base methylation.